Nicotiana attenuata is the source of this 2427-nucleotide messenger RNA. RefSeq names its product ubiquitin-like-specific protease ESD4. Lineage: Eukaryota; Viridiplantae; Streptophyta; Magnoliopsida; Solanales; Solanaceae. The transcript has 9 exons. The record is from RefSeq and is a predicted model, not a curated record. Gene Ontology annotation, biological process: protein desumoylation. Bases 350 to 1945 code for a protein of 531 amino acids. Gene Ontology annotation, molecular function: deSUMOylase activity. Gene Ontology annotation, cellular component: nucleus.
GCUCUAGUAGUAGAACAAACAAGGUCUAAAAAGUGAAGAAUCCAAAACAGCAAAAAGGUUUUCUCCAAUUCCCCACCCAAUUCGCGAAAUCCCCAAGAACCCUUUCCCCAUACAAUUAAUUUCGUGUGAUUUCGUCGAAAUUCACCCCGCCCUCUCAUAUUCUUCUUCCCUUUUUCCUCUCUGAAUAUCAUAGCCAUAGGAGUAUUUUGUUUAUUGAACUUCCGCCGUUUGUAUUUUGGGAUUUCCCUCUGUUUCCUUUUUUCCAAUCAAAUCAACUAUGUAAACAUCCAUUCCAUGCAUACAUGAUUCGGCAAUAUCCAGCAAAACCUGGCAAAUUUCUACUACUUCAAUGGGGGCCUUAACGAGUUAUCGAAAACGCGGUGACGAUUGUUUCACCUUGAAUUACAAAAUCCCAGCUUCAAACGUUGACCCUCACAUUUCCAAAAAACCUAGGCUUUCUAUGAACCAAACAACGCUAGAUCACCACUCUUUUCCCACCAAAACAUCAACAGCGACACGGCUUUUCAUCAAAUACCCAUCUUUUAUCACUCCCAUUAAAAGGGAAAUUCAUGCUCCUUGUAGAAGGCCAUCUUCUUCAAGAUUUGGAGGUGGGUCCCACUCAAUAAUGGGGAAUUUCUUAGUUCAGCAGUUAUAUAGAACUAAAAGAAGCGCUAUUAAAACCUUAAGGUACUUGAAGAAAAAAGAUAAAGAAGUGUUAAUAAACAUUGAUGAUGAUGAUGGGGAUUCACAUGUUGAGGAAUUGGGAACUGGGGUUGUUCCAAAAACGGGUCUUUUUGACGGGUCGGGUCAGAGAAGGAAGGAGAGUAAUGCAAAAACGGGUCUUUCUAAUGGGUCAGGUGGGAGAUGGAAGGAGAGUGAUGGUAUUAUUGAAAUAUUGGAUAAUUCUGAUGAUGGUGUUGUUACGGAUGUGCAGCUUCAGAGUUCUUCAGUUGUAACAGUGUCCGAUGACGAUGUGAAUUUGUUGAAGGUGGAGAAUGCAGAAAAGAUGAUGGACUCGUUAUCUUUGAGUAGUAGCAAGUUUGAUGAUUCAUCUUCAUCAGCAUCCUUUGUUCCUUCGUAUAAGAAAUUGUUGGAUUCAGCUGAGAAAAGAAAUGAUAGUUUAAAUAGCCUGCAGUUUCACAUUGAGUAUACUGAGAAAAUUCUUGAAACAUAUAAGUUGUUGAGGCCUCAAAAGAAAGAUGAACAAUAUGUUAAGGAGGAUGUGAUUACAGAACCCUUUGUGCAACUUGAUAAGGAGGAAGAGGCUGAAGUUUCUCAUGCUUUAUCUAAUUAUAGCAGGAGGAAGGUUUUGGUAACCCAUGAAAACUCCAAUAUAGAUAUUACUGGAGAGAUAUUGCAGUGUUUGAGACCUGGGGCAUGGUUGAAUGAUGAGGUGAUUAAUGUGUAUCUUGAGUUGUUAAAAGAGAGAGAGAAAAGGGAGCCCCAAAAGUUCUUGAGAUGUCAUUUCUUUAACACAUUCUUUUACAAGAAGUUAAUCAGUGGCAAGGGAGGCUAUAACUAUCAAUCUGUGAAAAGAUGGACAUCCCAAAGGAAGCUGGGGUACAGCCUCUUUGAAUGUGAUAAAAUUUUUGUCCCUAUCCACCAAAAAACACAUUGGUGUUUAGCUGUCAUCAACAAGAAGGAUGAAAAGUUCCAGUAUCUUGAUUCACUUGGAGGAAGAGAUAAUAAAGUACUGAGAGUGCUGACUAGGUACUUUAUUGACGAGGUGAAGGACAAGAAUGAGAAAGAUAUUGAUGUUAGCUCGUGGAAGCAAGAAUUUGUAGAGGACCUCCCAGAGCAAAAGAAUGGGUUUGACUGCGGUAUGUUCAUGAUCAAAUAUGCUGAUUUCUACAGCAGAGAUAUAGGACUCCGUUUUAGUCAGGAACAUAUGCCGUAUUUUAGGUCAAGGACUGCCAAGGAGAUCUUAAGGUUGAAAGCAGAGUAAAAAGACUCUUUGCUGCAGUGUUAAAUAUCCUAUGUCAGCAAAGGAUGACUACGUAGUUCGUUGGAAUGAUUGAUGCAUUGCUAACAAUUCCUUGAAGGCCUUGUCUGAUUUGUCUAUAUGGUAGUUUAAGAUCCAGCUAGUUACUGUCUGAUGAAGGCGUGAUUUUGUAGGUUGAGGUUGAAAGUGCUUUAGGUUUUUUUUCCCUUUUCCUUUUUGUGUAGGUCUUUACAUUUCUCACAUAUAGUACCUGAAAUCAACUUUCUUUUGGAGAAAUCUCAGAAGUUGUAAUCACGAGAUUCUAUCUAUUUUCAUCAAAGAAAUGAACUUUCAGGAUUUCAUUUGUAUGAUCUUCUGUUAUUUAGGUAUGUAUAGGCAUGUCCAGCACGCGUUUGGUUUGCAUUGUAUUUUCUGUGACAAAAAAUUCUUGUCAUCUGAAAUCAACUGGUGUUAAUUUUUUACUUGGCACUUAAGUUUGGUGUCUA